CUGUGUGCUGAUGAAUGAUGAUCUUCCUCCAUCUUUGAGGAGAACAAAAAGCGUUUCUCCAACUAAUGCGACUACUACGUCAUUUCUAGAUUGGUGGAACCAAAAGCGUGUUUCUCGAACCAAUGCUAAAUGCUAUUACGUCAUUUCUAGAGUGCUGUGCCUAUCUGAUCCUAUCGAAAUUAUGGAUGUGUUCCGGUACGCUCACCCCCACCGUAAGGGAUCUCGACACGCACCCCUCUGUCAAUCCUGACCCUAGAUUAAUGACGCGGGAUCCUUCACACUGACGUCUCUUCUUCCUAUAAAUAGGAGUAGAGUCAAUGCGCAGGACAGCGAAAGCUUUGAUAGUUGUUACCUGCGUAAUCUAUCAUCAUAUUCUGUAACUUGCUAACAUGCACGGUGGGAACGCUGAUCGGAGGUUGCAUGCUCUGUUACGACACCUGGAGGGAGCCAAUCCGACGGACUCCGGCGAUCGUUCCGUCUCCUUUGCUCCGACUUCGGGUUACUCUGGAGCCUCCGUCUUUGAUCAUGUCGUUCGCGCGCCGGAAGAUCCGAUUCUCGGAGUAACUGUUGCGUACAACAAGGAUCCCAGCCCUGUGAAGUUGAAUUUGGGUGUGGGUGCAUAUCGGACCGAGGAAGGAAAGCCUCUUGUUCUGAAUGUUGUUAGAAAAGCAGAGCAGAUUCUAGUGAAUGACAGAUCUCGCGUGAAGGAGUAUCUUCCCAUCACUGGAUUAUCAGAGUUUAAUAAAUUGAGCGCUAAGCUCAUACUCGGUGCUGAGAGUCCUGCAAUCCAGGAGAACAGGGUUACAACCGUCCAGUGCUUGUCUGGCACGGGCUCGUUAAGGGUUGGAGCUGAAUUUUUGGCCCAGCACUAUCAUCAGCACACUAUAUAUAUUCCUCAGCCAACAUGGGGGAACCACCCAAAGAUUUUCAAUUUAGCUGGUUUAUCAGUAAAAACUUAUCGAUACUAUGAUCCGGCAACCCGUGGACUCAACUUUCAAGGCUUGUUGGAAGACCUUGGAUCUGCUCCUACGGGAGCAAUUGUUCUUCUUCAUGCUUGCGCUCACAACCCAACUGGUGUCGAUCCUACUCCUGAUCAGUGGGAGAACAUUAGGCGGUUGAUGAGAUCAAAAGCAUUGCUACCCUUCUUCGACAGUGCUUAUCAGGGUUUCGCUAGCGGAAACUUGGAUGCAGAUGCACAGCCGAUUCGGAUGUUUGUAAAAGAUGGAGGCGAAUGUUUAGUGGCUCAAAGCUACGCUAAAAACAUGGGGUUAUACGGCGAGCGAGUGGGUGCACUAAGCAUUGUCUGCAGGAAUGCUGAUGUGGCGAGCAGAGUCGAGAGCCAGUUAAAAUUAGUUAUCAGGCCUAUGUUCUCUAACCCUCCUAUUCAUGGAGCAUCCAUUGUGGCUACAAUCCUUAAGGACAGGAACAUGUUCCGCGAAUGGACAAUUGAGCUCAAGGCAAUGGCUGAUCGAAUCAUCCACAUGCGAAAAUUACUUUUUGAUGCCUUACGCAGUCGAGGUACGCCGGGCGAUUGGAGCCACAUUGUAAAGCAGAUAGGGAUGUUCACCUACACGGGGCUCGACUCAAAGCAAGUGGCAUUCAUGACCAAGGAAUAUCACAUCUACAUGACAUCGGACGGGAGGAUAAGCAUGGCAGGUCUGAGUUCGAGGACAGUUCCACAUCUAGCAGAUGCAAUACAUGCCGCUGUCACUCAGGCAACCGUCUAAGGGACCUCCCGGUGUGGCAGGCAGCCGAGUUGUCUACUUAGUCCAUACAAGACAUAUAAGGUAAUGUGAAAAUAAAUAUGCUUUGGAUGCAAGCGUCAAUAGCUUUCUUUCCUUAAAAUGAUUUUUGUUUUUUAAAAAAAAAAAGAAGAAUGAAAUUAUAAAUAAAUGUUGUGUACGUUAGGAAGACAAUUGAGGGAAUUAUGUGAUUCAGAAUAAUGUGAACUGCAUGAAUUUGGUGCUGCUGUAAGGUGAAUUUAAUUGUUUGUCAAACCUUUUUGCUAA
Messenger RNA from Andrographis paniculata, 2009 nucleotides. RefSeq names its product aspartate aminotransferase, cytoplasmic. Bases 390 to 1727 code for a protein of 445 amino acids. Lineage: Eukaryota; Viridiplantae; Streptophyta; Magnoliopsida; Lamiales; Acanthaceae. Gene Ontology annotation, biological process: biosynthetic process; amino acid metabolic process. Gene Ontology annotation, molecular function: pyridoxal phosphate binding; L-aspartate:2-oxoglutarate transaminase activity. The record is from RefSeq and is a predicted model, not a curated record. Gene Ontology annotation, cellular component: mitochondrion. The transcript is spliced from 12 exons.